AAGGGGGAAGGGGGAAGGGCCUGGUUUUAUUAAGUUGCACCUGAAUCGUGUUAGACUAGCUCCAGCAGGAAAAGGAAGUCUGCACUCCAUCUGAGAGGGAAAGUAAGCUUCCAUCAACAAACAGCCAGAGCCACACGACAUGGGGUCUGAGGGAGAGAACUACUUCGGAAAGCAUGGAGAACCACAGAAAUAUGACCCAACAUUUAAAGGUCCAAUCCAGAACAGGGGCUGCACGGACAUUGUCUGCUGUAUUCUCUUCAUUGUCGCAAUCAUUGGAUACUUUAUUGUGGGGAUUGUGGCCUGGUCUCACGGAGACCCCAGGAAAGUGAUCUAUCCCACUGACAGCAGGGGGCAGUUCUGUGGGCAGGCUGGCACCAAGCUCGAGAAGACUCCCUUCCUGUUUUACUUCAACAUCAUGAAGUGUGCCAGCCCCCUGGUGCUGCUGGAGUUCCAGUGCCCGACGACCCAGAUCUGCGUGGAGAAGUGCCCGGAUAGAUUCAUGACGUUAUUGAAGGCGUACGCCAAUCCCUCAGACAUGGAAUAUUACAAGAGCUUCUGUAAGCCUGAGUUUGCUGGCCUGACCAAACUGAGUGCUCCCGAGGUGCUUCGAGAUGGCUACUGUCCUGCCAUGCUGAUUCCCAGCAGACCAUUCACACGCCGCUGUUUCCCGGCUCUCAGGACUAAGAAAGGAGUGAUCACCGUCGGCAACCACACCACGUUCGACGACGGGAUGGGGGAGAGACGCAACGUUACCGACCUGCUCGAGGGGGCCAAGAAAGCCAACGUGGUGCUGGAGGCCCGUCAGGUAGCCAUGAAGAUAUUUGAAGACUACACUGUGUCCUGGCACUGGAUUCUCCUCGGUCUGGUCAUCGCCAUGGUGAUCAGUCUGAUCUUCGUAGUGCUCCUGCGCUUCCUGGCUGGAAUUAUGGUCUGGGUGAUGAUCGUGCUGGUCCUCCUGGUCCUGGGAUAUGGGAUAUUCCACUGUUACAUGGAGUACGCUGCUCUGAAACACACCCCUGGGUCCGACGUCAGCAUCCGAGAGCUGGGGCUGCUAACGGACUUCUCUGUGUACCUGCAGCUGAGACAAACUUGGCUGGCUUUCAUGAUUAUCUUGUGCAUCAUUGAGGUGAUCAUCAUCCUGCUUCUGAUUUUCCUGCGCAAACGGAUUGUCAUCGCCAUCGCCCUGAUCAAGGAGGCCAGCAGGGCGGUCGGUCACGUCAUGUGCUCCCUGAUCUACCCCCUGUUGACCUUUGCCCUCCUGGCUCUCGUCAUCGCCUACUGGGCAGUGACUGCGGUCUUCUUAUCCACCUCCAACGAGCCUGUUUACAAGGUGUUUCCAAAUAACACGAACAACGAGACAUCGUGCAUCUACUCCAGGAAGACAUGCGACCCACAGACUUUCAACACCUCCAACGUGACGAAGGCGUGCCCGGAUGCCAAGUGCUUGUUUGCGUUCUACGGGGGCGAGACGUACUACCACAAGUACCUCAUCUUCUUCCAGUUCUACAACGUCUUCCUCUUCUUCUGGUGCGCCAACUUCGUGACGGCCCUGGGGCAGGUGACGCUGGCGGGGGCCUUCGCCUCCUACUACUGGGCGUACAAGAAACCAGACGACAUGCCCGCUUUCCCCAUCUUCUCCUCGCUCGGCCGGGCGCUCAGGUACCACACGGGGUCGCUGGCGUUCGGAUCUCUCAUCCUGUCUAUUGUGCAGGUCAUUAGAGUCCUGCUGGAAUACCUGGACCACAAACUCAAAGGUCACCAGAACAAGUUCACCAAGUUCCUCCUGUGUUGUCUGAAGUGCUGUUUCUGGUGCCUGGAAAAGUUCAUCAAGUUCCUGAACAGAAACGCCUACAUCAUGAUCGCAAUCUAUGGCAAAAACUUCUGCACCUCUGCUCGGAACGCCUUCUUCCUCCUCAUGAGAAAUAUCAUUAGGGUUGCGGUUCUGAACAAAGUAACAGAAUUCCUGCUCUUCCUGGGGAAGCUGCUUAUCGUCGGAAGUGUUGGGAUCCUGUCUUUCUUCUUCUUUUCCGGGCGAAUAAAACCCAUUGAGGACACCGCCCCGACACUCAACUACUACUGGGUCCCUAUACUGGUGAGUGCACUGCAUACUGGGAGUACAGAUUCUUCAACCAGCACCAAAAAUAACCAGGAGGGGGCGUGA
Messenger RNA from Polyodon spathula (Mississippi paddlefish), 2161 nucleotides. Its product is annotated as choline transporter-like protein 2. Bases 140 to 2161 code for a protein of 673 amino acids. Gene Ontology annotation, cellular component: membrane. Lineage: Eukaryota; Metazoa; Chordata; Actinopteri; Acipenseriformes; Polyodontidae. Gene Ontology annotation, biological process: choline transport; transmembrane transport. Gene Ontology annotation, molecular function: choline transmembrane transporter activity. The transcript is spliced from 20 exons. The record is from RefSeq and is a predicted model, not a curated record.